This is a messenger RNA of Rhagoletis pomonella (apple maggot), 380 nucleotides long. RefSeq lists its product as uncharacterized. Lineage: Eukaryota; Metazoa; Arthropoda; Insecta; Diptera; Tephritidae. The record is from RefSeq and is a predicted model, not a curated record. The annotation marks the transcript as partial. The transcript has a single exon.
AUGCCUAUGAUACAGCAUGCUGCAUCAUACGAGCUAUACCGAAAGCUGAGCGCAUUGAGAGACGGGGAUUGCGAGGUGGAGGCAGCAAGCGAUCGAUUGCAAGUUCUACGAAAUAAGAUCUUGAAAGAGCUGAAGUUAGCCCAUGAGAGAAGCGAGAAGGUUUAUAAUACGAGGAGUAGGGAUGUUAAGUUUCAAAUUGGAGAAGUGGUAUAUCGCCGAAACUUUAAACAAAGCUCACAAGUAGAAAAUUACAACGCCAAGUUAGCGCCAAAGCAGGUUAAAUGUAUAGUAUUAAAGGCUAUAGGCAAUUCCAUGUAUGAGCUUGGCGAUAGUAGUGGGAAAAAGAUCGGCAUAUACCACGCUAAAGAUAUUUUUGCUAG